GUUGAAGUUUUGGGGUAUAUAAAUAAAGCAAACCCUUGGAUUAGGGUGAAGCUAUGGAGGGAGGAGCUGCGCUCUCGGCGCUAGCGUCGGUGUCGGCCUGUGCUCUGGCGGAGGCCAAUGCACCGCUAGAGGAGCAAGCGGCACAGCCGCUGGAUCAGCAGCAGCAGCAGCAGCAGCAGCAGCAGGAGAAGGUGGAGGAGGAAAAUCAGCACGAGCAGCUGCGGCGGCAUCACUCGUCGAGGUCGAGAUCGAGCUCGCCGGGAGCGGAUGAUUCAGGUAAGCGCGCCAGGAGUCCUAGAAGAGAGGACGAAGCGAGGGUGAGGCACAGGGAAUCGGACAGAGAGAGGUCUCGGGGGAGCCGGCAUUCUCACUCGCAUUCGCAUUCUCACUCUUACGGCGGCAGAGAUAAGGAGCGUGAGAGGGAUCGCGAGAGGCGGGAGAGGGAGAGGGAUAGGGAUAGAGAGAGGGACUGGGAGCGGGGCCGGGGAAGAUCAAGGGAUGAGCACAGGGAGAGGGAUCGGUCGAGAGGAAAGGAAAGGGAUGAUCACGGGAGGCACAGGGACAGUCACAGGGACAGUCACAAGCGCAAGGAGAGAGACGAAGGGAGUAGCGGCCAAGGAAAAAGCGCCAAAUCUCCCGACAAUGGGAAAGAGAGAGUCGAGCUCGAGCACAAUGGUGUCGAGGCUCGAGCAGCGCAAAAUGAGAAUUUGGAGGUGGAUGGAGCUGCCGCUACGAAUGCGGCAAUCAAGGCAGCUCAAACUGUGAAUGUGAAUCUGGGAGGUUCUAGCUUCAUGACCGCCGAUGCAAAGAAGAAACUCUUGUGGUCUGGAAAGCGUGCCGAAUCAAACGAGGGGCCUCCCGCGGCUGGAAAGAGCCACUGGGACACCGUCCAAUUCGCCGACCGGGAGAGGCAGGAGAAGUUCCACAAACUUAUGAGCCUGAGUGUGGUUUGCUGCUCCUCUACGUUUGCAGGGAUUAAAAUCCAACCAAGGCAGCGGCGCUCCAGUGCGAGAUGGAGGCGCUCCAGCGGCGGCGGUGGCGGCGGCUGUUCCUCAGGACAAGCAUCGCGUCGUCCAGGAGGAUCUGGAGAAGCAGUUCUCGGCUGGGUUGCGGCGACGCGAUGGUCGAACGGUGGGCCUGGGAUUGUAACCAACAUUAUGCUUGUUUGUAUCGUGUGCUUGUCGAAUAGAAGUUCCUUCUCGACUGCUAAACAAAAUUUCUUCUUCUUUGUCAAAGCCAUGGCAAAUAGAUAGAAACGCUGCUUACU
This is a messenger RNA of Selaginella moellendorffii, 1267 nucleotides long. Its product is annotated as U1 small nuclear ribonucleoprotein 70 kDa. The transcript has 5 exons. The record is from RefSeq and is a predicted model, not a curated record. Bases 54 to 1253 code for a protein of 399 amino acids. NCBI's taxonomy places the organism in Eukaryota, Viridiplantae, Streptophyta, Lycopodiopsida, Selaginellales, Selaginellaceae.